GUGCUGCCGGCAUGGACCGAGGGUGCACGCCCCACCCAGCGCGCGCCGCCCCGCUCCGCGCCGCAGCGCCGCGCCCGCGAGCUCCAGCACGCGGACAACACCAAUAAAGUGCAGCCACACAGACUGUUUCUCUCUCUCUCCCGUGUUUCUGUCGAGUGGAAGUGAAACCUCAUCAGGACAACACGUACCUCGGCGUGCACUGUGCCAAGUAGUUUGGUCCGUUUGGGUGUUUGUCGCCGGGCCCAACAACGCGACCGCCAGCGAAUGUAAACAUUGCGCAGACACACCUAGGGAUAUGGCUGCCGCGGCGUCCACCGGCGGACGGUCCCGCCCCGCCAUGGUCUGACAUGAACCGGACGGCUGGGCUGGGCGGCGGCGGGGGGCUGCAGGCCCGCGCCGCCUGGCCGCCACUCGCGACCUGGUCGGCCCAGGACUACCAGGACACGCAGGCGAACGGCAGCGUGCUGGACUCGUUCCUGCUAGGGCAGGGUGUCCAGGAUGCAGACCUGUACCCCGGGGACGGCGCCCUGGACACGCCGCUGCUGCGCGUCACCCUCGUCCUGCUCUACGGCGUCCUGGCCGUGGCCGGCUUCACCUCCAACGUGCUCGUCUGCUGCGUCGUGGCGAGGCAGAGCGCGCGAAAGAGCACGGCCGGUAAAAUGAUACCCCGACACCUGUACAUCGCCAACCUGGCGGCGGCCGACGUCCUCAUCUGCGUGCUGGCGCUGCCGGGGACGCUGUGGUGGCUGGCGCACGACUGGUCCGGCCUCGGCGGGGGCCCUGGUGGCGGUGGGGCGGCGACGACGGCGGCGAGCGUGGCGCUGUGCCGCGGGCUGCCGGCGCUGCAGUGCGCGUGCGCUGGCGCGGCCGCCGGCACCGUGGCCGCCAUCGCCCUGGACCGCUACCGCGCCAUCGUGACCCGCGCCCACGACGCCAGCAGCUCGCGCCGCGCCGUGCCCCGGGUCAUCGCCACCAUCUGGGCCGCGGCCUGCGCGCUCGCCGCGCCCCUCGUCGCCUUCCACGACGUGACCGACGUGGACGGCGUGCCGCGGUGCGUGGCGCAGUGGCCCGCGCCCGCGCCCGCCUGGCGCCUCUCGUACGCGUGCGUGCGCGCCGUGCUGCACUUCCUGCUGCCCGCGCUCUCGCUGUGCGUCGUGCACACCCGCAUCUCGGCCUACCUGCACUCGCGGCCCAUGCAGUGGCGCCGGCGCCGCAGCCGCCGCACCGCGCUCGUCCUCGGCACCGUGGCGGCCGUCUUCACCUUCAGUUGGCUGCCGCUUACGGCCUUCCAGCUGCUCGUCAACAACCCCGGCCAGCACCGCGUCAUGUUCGCCUGCUGCCAUCUGCUUGCCAUGAGCUCCACGCUUUCCAACCCGCUGCUGUACGGCUGGCUCAACUCGCACUUCAGGAGGGAGAUCCGCGCCAUGCUGCCGUGCUGCUGCGCGCCGGGCAAGGACCGGCACCACCGCACCGUCUGCAAGGCUUGUCGCGCGAGGCAGGAGCGGGCGCUGGCCAAGGAGCUGGAGGGCCGCACGGAGCCCCUGCUGGUGGCGGCGGCGGUCGCGGGCGCCGGGGGCGGCGCGGCCAGCGUCGGGCUGCGGCCGCUAGGAGGCGGCGGCGCCGGCGUGCAGGGCCUGCUGGGCCAGCGGCAGGCGUUCUGUCGGUCGUGCUGGCGGUGCGCGGGCGCCGGGGGACGCGGCGGCGGCGGCGGUGGCGGCCAGCUGCGCGGCACGCGCGGCGCGCGCCACCUGUUCCAGCUGCAGCUGCCCGACCAGCCCGACCGGCGCGGCUCGCUCACGUUCCUCACCUCGCUGACGGCGCGCCACUCCAUCACGCUUCUGACGCACCUGUCGGGGGGCACGACGGGCACCACCACCACCAGCUCCAGGCUGGACAUACUCUGAGCGACGCGACUCGACGCGUGAGAUCACUGGUGAAAAGUAAAAAGGGCGUAAGUUCAAUGCAAAGUCCGUGGACUUACGCCCUUUUCACUUUCUAUUACCAGUGAGAUAGGCGGUCGUCGGUCCGCACCCGGUGCGGGCGGCGAUGUGUGAUGAUUGUGAUGUCAACUGUGAAGGAAAAAAUCUGUGAUGGUAUCUUAAGCGUAGUGACGUUUCGUUCAAUGAGGUUUAUCUUGUAAACGGUUAAGGUUUUGACCAUCAAAUGGCCCAAAUGUUCCUUAAGCAGUAACUUUAUUCGGUUUAGUAUAAAUCUGUCGUGUGUUGGGAUCGACUGUCGCGAGAGGUAAAGGGAGUUCCCAUCGAUAAAGUGCCAUAUUUGCACGAACGUGAAGGAGUUACUGAUUGCUUCAUUUCCCUAGUAGAAAAAUAAGUCUAUAAAGCAAAAUAAUUGUGUAUUGCAGCAACGCUAAGAUCGUUAAUGUGUUGUCUGCUGUACAGUACAAUUGUGAUAAAUUAUACUUGUAAGUUAGAUAAGUCCAUGCUCUUUUUUCUGUUGGCCCGUCGCAUUCUUCAACGAGCCAGUGUUAAAUAUAUUCUAUGUGAUUGUUCUGAAUGGAAAAGAUUAUUACUUAAUGUUAAUUGUUAAAUUUGGAAUUCUUCGGACAGGAGUUUUAAAAUCGGAACACCAAAUAGGGACCAAAACGAGCAUUUAGAAUCCUUCGCACCUCAAAAUUACCUAUCUUUAAACAAACUUCAGGCGUUGAUGAAUAUGACGGGCGUCAUAGCAUACAAGACUAUGUAGGUAUUUAUUCGUGCCUAAACGAACCUUCUAUAUGUUUCAGUUAAAUAUGUUUGAAACAGUUAAUUUCACUUAAUAUUCUGACCUUGUUGUUAGAAGACCAUAUAAAUUAAAUUACUUGACUGGAUAAUACCGAUGGAACAAAUAAUUCUGGGACUUUAUCUCAUCUCUACUGAAGAAAUUAAGCCAACGACACACUGCCAAAAUAAUAUUAUCAAAUGAUAUACCAGACUACUCCCUACUCGAUUUAAAUAAAAGCAGUCAAUCCUAACACAUCUUCAUAGAAUCAACUGACUUCUGUAAACAUGUAUAAAUGGUAUAAACUAGUGCAACGUGCAGGUUGGUAAAGAGAAACUAUCAUUGAAAGUCUGAUGUGAAGUCAUAAAAAGACAAUGUGAUGUGAUUAAGAUAAGAGGGCGAAACAAAGCCCUGGCGCCCUGUACUACUUUGUAUAAAUACUUCCUGCUUUUAUAGAUUUUAUACAGAGAUACUUUUUUACAUAUAUUUAGCUAAAUAUCUGAUUGAGCAUAUUCAGGAGGAGUUAAGAACUCCCCCUGCAUCUUUUAGUACAUCUUCGACAGUGUAGGCCAUCGUAUCGUAUUUGAAUGUCAUGAUAACCCAUAAAUAUUUAUUGCAUGUAGAAUCUUCACGAGACAAGUAGCAUACAGCGCAUUUCUCCACUCUCACUUUGGAACUGCACUCGGGUCGACCGUAAUGUAAGACGGAUAAGAUGGAAAUGAAGUACGUUGGUGAGCAGGGCAGGGAUCGAUCGAUCACAUACUGUAAAUACAUUCUUACUCUGCGGGCAUUUCUUGUUGUAAACCCCAAGCGCCUUCGGGCGACGACGAGUCGACGCCUCCUUAGGAGGCGCAACCGAACGCGGAGGGCGCUGCUAUACGCCUGCGCUGUAAAAAAGAACAUACUAAUUAUGAUUCAAACCUUAUCGCAAUGUGUCAAACCUGUAUUAAUGACGAAAUAAAAGACUGUCUCCGGACAGCAACGCCAGAUAA
Frankliniella occidentalis (western flower thrips) is the source of this 3710-nucleotide messenger RNA. Its product is annotated as neuropeptide Y receptor type 2-like. Lineage: Eukaryota; Metazoa; Arthropoda; Insecta; Thysanoptera; Thripidae. The transcript is spliced from 7 exons. Gene Ontology annotation, cellular component: membrane. Bases 348 to 1904 code for a protein of 518 amino acids. Gene Ontology annotation, biological process: G protein-coupled receptor signaling pathway. The record is from RefSeq and is a predicted model, not a curated record. Gene Ontology annotation, molecular function: G protein-coupled receptor activity.